AUGGCCAUACUGGUAAUUUGUUGUGUUGCACUUGCAGCCUGUGCAUCAAACUUCCCGCGAUAUGCCUCUGAUUUCAGCUUAAUCGUGCCUAAUGGAAGCUAUGCCAUUACCGCAAGUCACUGCGUUCAAUGCAGCUGUGGGCCGGGAAAUCUCAAGUUGUACUGCAUGCCUGCUUCAUUAGCGGUUUCCUGUUCGAGCAUGCAAUGUAAAAAUAGCAACCUGAUGGUUGGUAAUUACACGGCACAGCAGAGUAGUGCUGGUUGCAACGUCACUUCUUGUAAUUAUGGUGGUUUCGUGAACGGCUCCAUUGUCACAACGCUGUCUACAUCUCUUCAACCUCGCUGCCCAGGGGCACAACAGUUUCCUCCGCUUAUAGCACCACCUACUUCGGUAAUUAGGGACUCGAUGUUUGCACCAUCACCUGCACCUCAGUCGGAUGGUCUCAGAACAUUGGCACCAAGAUCCUCGUUGGUGCCUUCGACGACCGGAUCCCUUCCAGGAUUGGCGCCCGUCGGUGGACCCCUGGGAAGUGCUUCCGAUGCUUGCUCCUUGGUGAAUUCUUUAGCCACUUUCCCAAUUGCAUCCUUGUUAUUUUUCUUUUUCAAGUUCGUAUUUGCCAUCUUGUAAUAGUUUUGCUCAUCAGCUAUACUUAGAAGAAGAUGAGGUUUUGUCCUGUGUACGCGGUUGCUUCAUUUCAUGUCAGGUGGUUCUUUUUGUUGUAUUUAACCUUCUAUUUGUUUUCAACUAUAGAACUGAACUUUCGAAUAUCGAAAAGAAUCGGGAUUUCGGGCAAUUACUAUUUUCCUUUAGUGGUUAACUGCUGGAUAAAA
This is a messenger RNA of Morus notabilis, 830 nucleotides long. RefSeq names its product lysM domain-containing GPI-anchored protein 1-like. The transcript has 4 exons. Lineage: Eukaryota; Viridiplantae; Streptophyta; Magnoliopsida; Rosales; Moraceae. The record is from RefSeq and is a predicted model, not a curated record. Bases 1 to 627 code for a protein of 208 amino acids.